Alternaria incomplexa is the source of this 1869-nucleotide messenger RNA. RefSeq lists its product as uncharacterized. Gene Ontology annotation, molecular function: structural constituent of ribosome. Bases 1 to 1869 code for a protein of 622 amino acids. The transcript has a single exon. Gene Ontology annotation, cellular component: mitochondrial small ribosomal subunit. The record is from RefSeq and is a predicted model, not a curated record. Gene Ontology annotation, biological process: mitochondrial translational initiation. NCBI's taxonomy places the organism in Eukaryota, Fungi, Ascomycota, Dothideomycetes, Pleosporales, Pleosporaceae.
AUGGCUCUAAGCCGCCAGUCCCUCUCGCCUACUUCCAACCUCCUCCGGAAUUCUCGCCUCUUCUCGCUGCCCAACCCACUUGCUCGACCGCCCGUGAGCGACACCUACGGCGCGGGCAUCUCCAAGUCCUCCGACACCGCGACCCUGCCAUACCCGACCCACCAAGCGAUUGCAACGACAAAGUCCUCAUUAGCACGUGGCGAUUGGGGUCUGAAGCGGCCGAUUCCGUCAAGGAGUCAUCUGGUACAAGUGAGCGACCCAGUACUGAGGGUUACUCAGCUGGAUACUAUCGAGCAUGUUACGGACUUCGAAUCGGCUGCAGAUCAUGUGCGGACAAGACAAAAGUGGGAAGAAAUGGGAGUGCCAAUGAUCAAGGGCCUGUCGUUGAUGAGAAAUCGCGGCGUGAGCGACGACUUGCUACCGGGAGCUUUUGAGGUUCGGGAUGAUACUACGAGUUACGACACGGAUCUCGGACUGGAUGAGGCUGGACUUUACCUAAAGGCUCUCAAGAAGAGCAUGCCUUCGGAGCGAGUCAAGGCUCAAUGGGACGACUUCAACGCCACCUGGAGAAAGAGGUGGGAAGAAAAGCUCGCGAGUUUCAGGGCUCGUGGAUGGGGCCUUCACCUUUCCGACUUUAAAUCCUUUCAGAAAGAAGCGAGCAGGAAGUCAUCAAACGAUAAGCCUUGGCUAGAGGAAUUCGUAGCCCUUCAGAAAGAGCAUAGGGAUGCAAGGAACGCUCUGAAGCAGCGACUGAAAGCCCCGCAGACUCCAGGAUCAUUGCAGUUUACACCCUUUACCCCGCCACCCGUGGAUCCCGUCGUUCAUAAUACCAGGCGAUGGAAACACGAGGGACCUUGGCUUCCUGGUAUGGGUGCCGAGGACUUCAUCUCUUUUCUUACCAAGAAGCUCGCAGGCCGCAAGAAGGAGUUCAAUGACUACCUAGUCGAGUAUGUCAAGAACGAGAUAUACGCCACUCGUCGACUUGCCGCUUCCAGAUCCGGCGAAUUGGCACCAAUUGACGCCCAAGAAGCCGAAGUCUGGCAAGAGCAACGAGAAAAGGCCUGGCGUCACAUCACAAAACCCGAAAUUGAUGCUGGUAUCAAGGCGCUAAGGCAAGAGACUGCAAAGGACCCACUAAGCAGCAAGCUCGUCAGCAAGUUGAUACUUCCCUUCUUGAAGCUCCCAGCCAUCAGAUUCAAGCACACCGCAUACAAUCCAGACGCUGCCAAGAAUGAAGUCGAUCAGUACCAAUUCGACCAAGAAACCGCGCCCCUCUCCACCCACCCUUCAGCCGGACUCGGCUAUCUUCGUCACAAGUCAUACCUCGCCAAUCACCCCAUCCUCGGUCCCCAAGAAAACCCUGCCCCCAUACCUGCUCGUGUCAUGCAAGCCAGACGCACAGGCACAAAGAACGAGCUCUACGCCCGUCUAGGAGUAGGCGGCUUUGUAGCAAACGACGACCACAGCGGCACAACUUCAUACACUGUUCCCAGGAACUAUGCGGCUGCCAAGGACGUCGAGACAAUUGAUGUGGACACGCCCGGUGGCAGGAAGAUUAUGGUGCAACCCCAGUUUGGUAGCGUCACCAACGACGGGCGCAUACAGAUCAAACUGAAGCGAUCCGUUGGUCAGGAGGUUGCUGUUGGCAGAGGCGAAUUCGACGAGAAGCCGCCAGCAAGACCGUAUGCUGAAAAGGUUUCUUUCAGGAAUUUGGUCGGUGGAGCAAAGAAGAGUGGGAUCAAGGAGUUGGAUGAGCAGAGUGAGCAGGGUCAGCAGUUCAGUGAGUUCCUGGAGAGCACGAAGCCUCAGGGACAUGCGCAGCCACCGAGGGGUUUCCCUGGGAUGGCUGAGGCGUUGCGAGGGGACUAG